AUGGACGCUGUUCUCGACAGCUGGAUCACCAGCACCAAGGAUGACGAAUGCGAACUUAUUGUACGCUCUCCUGGGGCAGUUUUUUAUCUUCAAUGGAGACCCUCAGAGUUGAAAGAUGCACAACUUGUCGCUGAUUUCUACAAAUUUCUCACCAUUCUAAAAUCAGACGAUGACAGCGAUGACCACGAGGAGGCGGGGGAUCACAAACAAUCAGUGGCAGAGAAACUCAAACAGCCCUUCGAUGCGGUUGUUUCGGCUCUCGCCCCGCAGCCACCAAAGCCGCCAUUUACACUACAUCAUUGGGUUUACCCCGAGUGGUUUUCGUUGGUCGCAACUGGUGAAGGAAACAGGAUUCUACCAAGGAGAGAUGACAAAAAUCCUCGUAUGCCUCCUGGGCAGCCUCGGCAGUCUAUGCAGGGGCUUGAAUUGGACAAAUGGGUGCCAAAAUGGUAUUCAUCGCAUGAGGUCCAAAUCAUUCCAGAACCCAGAAAACCCCCGCUAUUGUCAACUCCGUCCAAAGUUCUAGUAGAAGGAAAAACUUGCCAUUUCAAAGGGUCCAAACCUUUAGCAACCUUUCGCGAACUAGAAACUUUCCGCAAUAUUGCAGACGCGCUAGCUACCAAUCGAAUCUCACCGGACACGCGGAUCUCUCGUCUUCAUGGUCUGGUUUGCGACCGCAACGCUUCCAACCAAGAACGCAUCGUUGGACUGCUUCUAGUGUACAUCGAGCCGAAGAUCACUACUGCACCUAGCACUCUGGCGAAUGCCGCUUGGUCAGCCAGCAAGGAAACUCUUCAACGCUGGGUCACGGAGCUGGCAACCCUGGUCCUUACCCUUCACAAUGCUGGAAUACUAUGGGGAGAUGCGAAACCGGAUAACGUUUUAGUUGACAAGAAUGACAACUUGUGGUUGACUGAUUUUGACGGCGGUUAUACCCCCCCUUGGAGGCCGGGUAGGGCUAGGGCCACGUCUUCGGGUUUAAACGUGUGUCAAGGUUAUGUCUACGGCGGGAAAUAA
Pyricularia grisea is the source of this 1017-nucleotide messenger RNA. RefSeq lists its product as uncharacterized. The record is from RefSeq and is a predicted model, not a curated record. The transcript has 2 exons. Bases 1 to 1017 code for a protein of 338 amino acids. Gene Ontology annotation, molecular function: ATP binding; protein kinase activity. Lineage: Eukaryota; Fungi; Ascomycota; Sordariomycetes; Magnaporthales; Pyriculariaceae. Gene Ontology annotation, biological process: protein phosphorylation.